This is a messenger RNA of Thamnophis elegans (Western terrestrial garter snake), 795 nucleotides long. RefSeq names its product homeobox D1 (gene HOXD1). The record is from RefSeq and is a predicted model, not a curated record. Gene Ontology annotation, cellular component: nucleus. Gene Ontology annotation, molecular function: DNA-binding transcription factor activity, RNA polymerase II-specific; RNA polymerase II cis-regulatory region sequence-specific DNA binding. NCBI's taxonomy places the organism in Eukaryota, Metazoa, Chordata, Lepidosauria, Squamata, Natricidae. Gene Ontology annotation, biological process: regulation of transcription by RNA polymerase II. The coding region runs from base 1 to 795 and encodes 264 amino acids. The transcript has 2 exons.
AUGAACUCUUUCCUGGAGUACCUGUCGCGGGGCGGGGACAGCUUGAGUUUAGCCGGGAAGUUUAGCAGCGCGGAGCCCGGCAGCGUGGCUUUGCGGUCGCCCUGCGCCCUGUCAGCCGGUGCUGUGGACGGCGUUUAUCCGGGUCCACCUCCUCCUCCUCCCGUGGGUAGCUUGCCGGACUUCUCCAAGCGCUUGGCGCCUCCCCGCCAGGCGCCCCGGCUCCAGCCGCAACAGCUGGCACCUUGCGCGCUUCCCUCGCAUCUUUUCCCAUCAGCCGAGUUCAACCUGCUCCGUCCCGAGGCGCCCUACGCGGGGCCGGAGGAGAGCGCGCCGUUGCAUUACGCCACGUCCAUUUUCCCGGGCGGCGGCGGCGGAGGAGGCGGCGGCAGCGGCGGAGCCUACCUGCAAAUGGACUACACCGCGCUGGCCGAGACUUUUCAGCCUUGCCCCAAGGAUGCGCUGCUGCGGCCGCCCCCGCCCCCGGACUUCUGCCCCAAGGCCGGCGGCCAAGCGUCGGUCAGCACUUUCGACUGGAUGAAAGUCAAGAGGAACGCACCCCCUAAAAGUAAGUGCCGGGGCUUCGUCAACGCCUGCCCGGUGGGUAAACCCGCAGCUUGUGGGUCUUCCAGUCUUCCCAGUGUGGUGAGAACCAAUUUCAGCACUAAGCAACUGACCGAAUUGGAGAAAGAGUUCCAUUUCAAUAAGUACCUCACCAGAGCCCGGCGUGUGGAAAUAGCAAAGUCUCUGGGCCUCAAUGACACUCAAGUGAAAAUCUGGUUCAAAAUCGGAGGAUGA